Molecule: messenger RNA, 755 nt
Organism: Marmota flaviventris (yellow-bellied marmot)
Lineage: Eukaryota; Metazoa; Chordata; Mammalia; Rodentia; Sciuridae
Source: RefSeq, a predicted model, not a curated record
GUAGAGUCAAAAAAGAACUCGCACAUAGAAAAUGCCUUGCGGAAGCUGGUAAAACUAAAGAAGAUUCAAAGAUUUGCAGCAGACAUAACACUGGAUGCAGCCACCGCUCACCCUUACCUGGCCGUGACAGAUGAUGGGAAAUGUGUGACAUAUGUGCCCGAGAGGCAGGACGUUCCCGACAAUCCUGAGCGAUUUGACACACUGGUGGGCGUGCUGGGUCGGAACCGCUUCUCUGGUGGAGAUCACUACUGGGAGGUGGGAGUGGCAGGCAAAAGCAUGUGGGCCGUCGGGCUGUGCUUGGAGUCCGUCAGGCGGAAGGGCCAGUAUACCAAGGCCUGUCCUGAAACUGGCUUCUGGAUUCUUCGCCUGCAGAACGGCGAGUGCUCAGCUUUUGCCACACCCCGCACAGUGGUUACCCGAGAACCCCUCUCACGGCUGGGGGUUUUUCUGGAGUAUGAAAAAGGGUUGAUCUCUUUCUACAAUGUCACCGAGUUUGUCAUUCUCUUCACCUUCAAGAGCAACUUCAAAAGUGAGCCACUGAGGCCUUAUUUCUACCCUGGGACUGUCAGUGCCGAAAAGACGAAUGGCCUUAGCAUCCUGAAGGUGUGAGCGGUUACCUGCAGGUCCCCACAGCACAACUACACCAGGCCACAGCGGCCAGCCACAGGGACCACGGUGGUGCACAGGCAUGCCCCUCCUGGAUUCUGAAGAGCAGGGUGCUGGCAGUGUCCUGCAUGCUCAUUCUCAGCUUUGUG